This is a messenger RNA of Caenorhabditis angaria, 2241 nucleotides long. The record is from the annotation of a GenBank genome assembly. Lineage: Eukaryota; Metazoa; Nematoda; Chromadorea; Rhabditida; Rhabditidae.
AUGUGGUUUGGCCACCAUCGACGUCGAAAAAAAAUCGACACGUUUUGGCGGCGAUUUUUGGUGGUUUGGUUGGUUUUUGGAUGUGUGCAGGUUGGUUGGGGAGCGGGAAAAAUUUGAAUUUUUUGAAUUCGCGCGCGAAUUUGUGCGUGGCGGUGUUUGCGGAUUCCUUGGAAUACAGUAAUUUGUAGAAAAAAAACUUUUUUUUUUUGAAAAACCCAACGAGACUACGCAAUGACGCCACGUGUAUUUCACGCGGUUUUUUUUCGAAAAUUUAAAUUUUUUUACUCUGAAAAUAAACAAUUUUUUGAAAAACACAACGAGACUCCGCAAUGACGUCACCCGGUUUUUCAAAAAAAAUUUAUUUAGAAAAAAAAUGCAAAUUUUUAAUAUUUUCAAAAAUAUUCCAACGAGACUCCGCAAUGACGCCACGUGUAUUUCACGCGGGUUUUUCGAAAAUUUAAAUUUUUUUUCGUGAGAAAAGCCGAAUUUUCUCAUUAAGUUUCUUCAUUUUCAUUUUAAUUUUGAGCUCAGCCCACACACAUUUUUAAUGGGGUGAUUUAAGUCGAAAAAAAUAAAAAAACAUUUUUUUGACAAAAAAUAUGUGAUGAGAUUUGUUUUUAGACCAAAGAAUGCAAUUUUUCUGCAAAAAUUCCAGCUAAAAAUCAAAAUUCCUUCAGACAACCUCAUCUCUAACAUGUCUAACAUGUAUGUUCACAUCUUCAACAACACAACUCGACAAUUUUCGCAUUUCAACCCGUCUUCAUCGCCCACAAUGUCUUCUUGAACCAAUUAAAUGCGAUCGAGAUCAAGAUGUUUGUGUUACAAUUACUAUGCAUUCCGGUUAGCUCUUUUUUCGUGCAAAAUUGUCAAAAAAUGAAAAAAAAUGAAAAAAAACAACGAUACUCCGCGUUGACGUUGCACGCGCGCGUGGUUUGAAUUUUUGAAUUUUUUUGCAAUUUUAUCCUCACGAAAUUGUUUUUUCAUGCAAAAUUGUCAAAAAAUGAAAAAAAAAAUAAAAAAUUGCAAAAAAAUAAAAAGAAAACAACGAGACUCCGCGUUGACAUUGCACGCGCGCGCUGUUUGAAUUUAUUUAUUUUUUCACGGGAUUUCAUAUUUCGCCGAAAACUUAUUGAAAAUCGCAUUUUUCUUGAUAAAAAUGAAAAAAAAUGAAAAAAUUACAAAAAAACAACGAUACUCCGCGUUGACGUUGCGCGCGCGCGGUUUGAAUUUUAUUUUUUUCACCUGCUUUAAUAUUUUGCCGAAAACUUAUCGAAAUGUUCCGAAUUUUUGCAUCAAACUAGACUAUAGUUAAACUAAGCUAAAUCUAAGGUUUGGCUCUGAGAAUCUAAGAAAUAUGGAUUUUUAAAGCAUUUUUUUGGCCAAAAACACAAUUUCUAUCAGUUUUCUUGUGAAAAAUACGUUUUUUCACGGCCUUUUAGCUAUAAUAAUAACAAAAAAUAAUUGUUUUUCAUAUAUAUAUCCAUUUAUAUGGAAAUUUUUACAUAUUUUCAGAGAAAUUAAAAAAAAAAACAAAAAAACAAAAAAAAAAACACGGUGUUUUGUUUUUGCAGGGAAUGGCGAUUAUUGGAUGGGAGCCGGUUGUGAUAAGCGAAAAAAUUUCCAUCAUAUGGCGUGUCAGAAUGUGAGAAGUAUGACGCAAAAUACGCAACCAGGUUGGUUUUUGUGCAUUUUUGCGUCGUGGUGUUUGCGGACUUUAGCGCGUUUUCUGCAUUUUCAAAUUUUUCCACAAAAAAAAAGAAAAAAAAUGUUUUUUUUGAAUUCCGAGAGAAGUACACACAAAAAAAUAAAUGUGUGCGAUAGAGCACACUUGAUCGCUCAUUAUUUUUUUUCGAAACGAAUUCACAGUGACGUCAUAGUUCGCAAUGGAGCGCAUUUGCCACAUGGCAAGCAGUUUGAAAAAAAAACAUUUUUUUUUGAAUUCCGAGAGAAGUACACACAAAAAAUGUGUAUAUGUGCGAUAGAGCACACUUGUACGUCCCCAACUUUUUCACCUAAUUUUCCACAUCACAAGCUCCUGAUGACGUCACAGUUCGCGUUGGAGCGCAUUUUCAUUUUCAAUUUUUUCCAGGUCAAGUUCAACAACGUCAUUCAAUGCAACGUGUCUGUGUUUGUCCACGUGAUCUAUGCAAUUCUUCAACAUUUCCAAAAUCCUUUCAAAUUCUUUCAAAAAUUGCUCUUUUCUCCAUAUUCAUAUUACUAUUUUCCUAUAUUUUCUUCUAA